AUGAAGUCAUGUAGAUAUUGUAAGCGGCGCUUCAAAAAAAACAGUGAAAUAUCAUUCCACAGAUUUCCAAAAGACUUGGAAGAGAGAAAAGUAUGGCUUCAGAAUAUGAGAAUUACAAACUGGACUCCUAAAGCACAUGAUUCUCUGUGUUCUCUACAUUUCGUUGAUGAAUGUUUCAAGAGAUAUCACAAAAGAGUAUUAUUGAAACCAGGUAGCAUUCCUACAAUAUUUGAAGGAAUAUCUAUCUUUCCAUUAACACCUCGUCUGGCAAUCUCUAUGUCAUUACCUCGUCUAGCAACAACCAAUUCAGCUAAUAUAAGUACUGUUUCAGCCAUAGGAAAAAUAAGUUGUGAUGCUAAUAUAACGGAAUUAUCAAAUAAGACAAAGAAGGGUCCAGAAGAGGUAACUAAUCAUGAUUAUGAAGUAUCAUCAACUUCUAAAAAGUCAAGAACUGAAUUUGGACGGUUACCUGACCAUCAUUAUAAUAUUACACCAAAAAAAUCGUCGUCCAAAAAAUUACAGCAAGAAUUGAUGAAAUUAAGGAAAAUUCAGGCCAAAUGUUGGUGA
Messenger RNA from Danaus chrysippus (African queen), 567 nucleotides. Lineage: Eukaryota; Metazoa; Arthropoda; Insecta; Lepidoptera; Nymphalidae. The record is from the annotation of a GenBank genome assembly.